AUUCGACUCGUUGGGAACGUUUUUCGGUUUGGGUGGAUAUAGAGGAAAUACGGACGCAGAUUGCCCAAGUCCCACAAGUCCAACGCAGUAAGACUCCAGUCGAACCUUAGCCAUGUCUACAAUCCUAUUGGGACGCAUUUGUCGCACCUGCCUGCUGGAAUCUUCGACAAUGCACAAAUUACUCGACACCAGAGGGGACCAGGCAUUGCCAAUUGAACAAAUGCUGCAGCAAACUGUUCCAAACUUCGAUUUGCCUCUGGAUGAUGUGGACAUAUGCCUGCCUGUAGAGAUAUGUGAAGACUGUUUGGAAAAACUAACAAUAGCCUAUGGCUUUCAGCAAAUGUGUUUCGACAGCAAUGAGAAAUUGAGAAGUCUCAUACAUCAACAGCAUGAUGGGGAGGUGGAAGAUGUUGUAAUGGUGUCACAUGUUGAUAACGAAUGUGACAAGGAAGAUCAUUUGAGCUUUGCUGGGCCAGGGGCACUUAAAUUGGAACCCGGGGAAGAAUUUUUACAAAAAGCCUUGGAACCUUGUGUUGAAACACAAUUAGACGGCGACAAAGAGGAGGUGGUAGAAAUACACAAUUUGGAUCAAAUGAAUGGUUCCGAAAAUGGUGAGAUUAAAUUGGAGAUAGAAGAUUUCGAAUGUGGAACAAGUGAUUUUGGAGAUUUUCACAAUGCUGCUGAGGAGGAUGAUGACGAGUACUGGCCACCACACAAUGAGGCAGAAGAUACCGACAAUAGCGCGAAUGAGAAACACAAGGAAACCCCGGAAAAUCCCAAGACCCGAAAAUAUAAAAAACGUUCGACAUCAAAUGAUGCUAGUGAUAAAAUUUGUCCGCAUUGCAACAAGCUUUUCAAAAAGAGAAAUUUACUAAAGCGACACAUGACUGUGCAUAAUGAAGAGUAUGAAUUUGUUUGCGAUGCUUGUCAGUAUCGCUUUCCUAGCGAAAAGUUACUUAAAGUUCAUAUAUCGUAUAAACACAAUCGAGGUGUAACAUUAAGCGUGUCCGGUGGGCCUUAUCCAUGCCCGGAUUGUUCGAUGGUAUUUCAACAAACUCGGGCAUUGGCUGCCCAUCGAGUGGUACAUGCCCAGAGGGAUUUCAAGUGUCAGGUGUGUGAUGUUAUUUUGAAAACAAUGUCGGCGGUGACACGCCACAUGAACCACAAACAUCCCGGCGUGCUGCCAUACAAAUGUGAAAUGUGUGAUCAAGGCUUUCCCGUUGAAUCUCACUACAAGGAUCACAUAAAUUUACACAAAGGAUUUAAGAAACACAAAUGUGAACAAUGUGAUAAGAGUUUUCCCAACAGCACUGCCUUAAAAGAUCACGAAAGAUCCCAUACCGGCGAAUGUCCUUAUCUCUGUUCGCAUUGCGGCAAAUCCUUUAAAACUUCCAAUAUUUUACGGCAACAUUUGCAACGGCAUGGUGAAAAGAACUUCCAAUGUCCCGAAUGUCCAAUGCGUUUCUAUGUCAAGGUCAAUUUGCAAAAACACAUGUGCACACAUUCCAAGGAGAAACCAUUUGUUUGUGAUACCUGUGGUUCAUCAUUUACCCGGGCAGAUUCGCUAAAGACCCACAGGUUUAAGCACACCGGAGAGAGGCCUUUCAAGUGCGAAGAGUGUAAUAUGAGCUUUGUUUUCAAACGCCAUUUGCUACGCCACAAAAUCACCCACACCGGCGAAAAGAAAUACAUGUGUACCUAUUGUGAUCGAGCCUAUGCAGCAAGUGGGGACUUGGUGAAACAUUUGAGAACUCAUUUGGGUGAGAAGACAUAUCUCUGCGAUGAGUGUCCCCAGGCGUUUAAAUAUCAUUUGGAUUUGAGAGAUCACAAGAAUCAACAUUACAAGGAGAAGCAUGGUAUGGCGGCAAUGCAAGUAGAGGAUACGGAACCUACAGAGCUUGAUCAUAGUUAAAGAAAAAAAUUGUAUUUCUGAGAAUAUAUUAUUUU
Musca domestica (house fly) is the source of this 1947-nucleotide messenger RNA. Its product is annotated as zinc finger protein 436-like. NCBI's taxonomy places the organism in Eukaryota, Metazoa, Arthropoda, Insecta, Diptera, Muscidae. Gene Ontology annotation, cellular component: nucleus. Gene Ontology annotation, biological process: regulation of transcription by RNA polymerase II. The coding region runs from base 113 to 1912 and encodes 599 amino acids. Gene Ontology annotation, molecular function: zinc ion binding; DNA-binding transcription factor activity; RNA polymerase II cis-regulatory region sequence-specific DNA binding. The record is from RefSeq and is a predicted model, not a curated record. The transcript is spliced from 3 exons.